Messenger RNA from Oreochromis niloticus (Nile tilapia), 1528 nucleotides. RefSeq names its product serine protease 27. NCBI's taxonomy places the organism in Eukaryota, Metazoa, Chordata, Actinopteri, Cichliformes, Cichlidae. The record is from RefSeq and is a predicted model, not a curated record. The transcript is spliced from 6 exons. Bases 64 to 1476 code for a protein of 470 amino acids. Gene Ontology annotation, molecular function: serine-type endopeptidase activity. Gene Ontology annotation, biological process: proteolysis.
GCACCGCAGACAGAGAGGAGGAGGAGAGAGGAAGGUUAUUUAUGCCUCAGCAGGUCUGGAGGUAUGGAUCUUACAGCGAUGGCUUUCUACAAAGUGAUGUGUUUGGCUGCUGGGCUGAUGCUCCUGACCCAAGAGUCUGAGUCACAGCUGGAUGUUUGUGGUCAGCCAAAGCUCAACACCAGGAUUGUAGGAGGACAGGUGGCCCCUGUUGGCAGCUGGCCCUGGCAGGUCAGUCUGCAAAGAUCUGGGUUCCACUUCUGUGGAGGAUCCCUCAUUAACAGUCAGUGGGUGCUGACUGCUGCUCACUGCUUUCAAACCAGUACUCCAACCGGUCUGACUGUGAAUCUGGGCCUUCAGAGUCUACAGGGAUCUAAUCCCAAUGCAGUGUCUCGGACAGUAACACAGAUCAUCAACCAUCCAAACUACAACUCUGGUACCAAUGACAACGACAUCUGCCUCCUGCAGCUCUCCUCACCAGUGACUUUCACCAGCUACAUUUCUCCCGUCUGCCUGGCAGCUUCAGACAGCACCUUCUACAGCGGUGUUAACAGCUGGGUCACCGGCUGGGGCAACAUAGGAAGUGGAGUGUCGCUUCCUUCUCCACAAAACCUGAUGGAGGUGGAGGUUCCUGUUGUGGGAAACAGGCAGUGUAACUGUAACUAUGGAGUGGGAAGAAUCACUGACAACAUGAUCUGUGCCGGGUUAAGUGCAGGAGGAAAGGACUCCUGUCAGGGGGAUUCAGGAGGUCCAAUGGUGAGCAAGCAGAACGGUCGCUGGAUUCAGGCGGGAGUCGUCAGUUUUGGGGAAGGUUGUGCUGAGCCGAAUCUUCCAGGAGUCUAUGCCAGAGUAUCCCAGUACCAGACCUGGAUCAACAGCCAGAUCUCCUCCAACCAGCCGGGCUUCAUGACGUUCACGUCCACUGGGACCAACAGUGACCUCAGUGUCAACUGCACAGGACUGCCACCAGUGCCUACAACCACUACAACCACCACACUUCCAACAACCACCAACCAUCCAAUUAACACCACACUUCCAGCAAUCCUCACCAGAACGACAAACACAACACUUCCAACAACCACCAACGGUCCAACAAACACCAACCACACAAUUAACACCACCCUUCCAACAACCCCCACCAGACCUACAAACACAACCCGUCCAACAAACACCAACCACACAAUUAACACCACCCUUCCAACAACCCCCACCAGACCUACAAACACAACCCGUCCAACAAACACCAACCACACAAUUAACACCACCGUCCAACAACCCCCACCAGACCUACAAACACAACCCAUCCAACAAACACCAACCACACAAUUAACACCACCCGUCCAACAACCCCAACCAGACCAACAAACACCACGCUGCAUCCAACCACUGCCCAACGUGAGGACCCAUCGUGACAAUACUUUAUUUACUUUAAAACAUUCUAACCUUGAGUCUAUUAUACAUUACAUGAACUUGAACUGAUGGGUUCAUGUGGUUAAAGUUUUUAAGAUUUCUUUGUGUUUGCCUCUGGUUU